GGCCCUGACAGCGAGGGCACGGGGCGCCACUGGCAGGCCUGGGUGAGCCAUGUUGCCCCAGCCGCCACUCCUGCUUCUCUUACUGCUGGCCCUGAAGAGUGGGCACGGCUGCUCCGGGCCAGAGCUGGACCGGGAAGUUGUCCUGGCCAAGGUGAGGGCCCUGUUCUUGGAUGCUUUGGGGCCUCCGGCAGUGACCGAGGAAAGUGGGGACCCUGGAGCCAGGCGUCUGCCCCGAAGACAUGCCCCGGGGGGCUUCAUACGCAGGGGCGCUCAGCCCAGGGAGGAGGAAGAUGUCUCCCAGGCCAUCCUUUUCCCGACUGCAGGUGCCAGCUGUGAGGCGGAGCCGGCUGCCGGGGAGCUGACCCAGGAGGCCGAGGAGGGCCUCUUCACCUACGUGUUCCAGCCGUCCAGGCACACGCGCAGCCGCCAGGUGACGUCGGCCGACCUGUGGUUCCACACCGGGCUGGACAGGCAGGGCAGGGCAGCCUCCAACAGCUCUGGACCCCUGCUAAGCCUGCUGGCACUGUCAUCAGGGGUCCCCCUGGCCGUGCCCGUGUCGCUGGGCCAGGCGCCCUCUCGCUGGGCCGUGCUGCACCUGGCCGCCUCCGCCCUCCCUCUGCUCACCAACCCUGUCCUGGUGCUGCAGCUGCGUUGCCCUCUCUGCUCCUGCUCAGCCCGGCCUGAGGCCACACCCUUCCUGGUGGCCCACACGCGGGCCAGGCCGCCGGGCGGCGGAGGGGAGAGAACCCGCCGCUCCACUCCCCCGCUGCCCUGGCCUUGGUCUCCGGCCGCGCUGCGCCUGCUCCAGAGAUCUCCAGAGGAACCCGCUGCCCAUGCUGACUGUCACCGAGCGGCCCUCAACAUCUCCUUCCAGGAGCUGGGCUGGGACCGGUGGAUCGUGCACCCUCCCAGUUUCAUCUUCCACUAUUGUCACGGUGGCUGUGGGCUGACGACCCCACCAGACCUGCCCCUGCCGGCCCUGGGGGCUCCUCCGACCCCCGCCCGGCCCCUUUCUUUGGUGCCAGGGGCCCAGCCCUGCUGUGCUGCCCUCCCUGGGACCAUGAGGCCCCUACGUGUCCGCACCACCUCAGAUGGCGGUUACUCUUUUAAGUAUGAGACCGUGCCCAACCUUCUCACGCAACACUGUGCUUGCAUCUGAGGGAGCCCCGCUGGUGGCCGAGCCCCUGCCGUCAGCAGCUGGAAGGAAGAGCAGAGUUCAGAAAUUAGAUGGUUCUCACUUUCCCCCUCCUUCCAUGUGUCUCUGCCUGAGGGCUCCCCUCCCCCAUCUGACCCUGUCCCAUGGGUAACGUGACAAUAAACAACAUAGUGCAUAUGA
Messenger RNA from Hyaena hyaena (striped hyena), 1336 nucleotides. RefSeq names its product inhibin subunit alpha (gene INHA). Bases 50 to 1159 code for a protein of 369 amino acids. The transcript has 2 exons. Gene Ontology annotation, biological process: SMAD protein signal transduction. Gene Ontology annotation, cellular component: extracellular region. Gene Ontology annotation, molecular function: cytokine activity; growth factor activity. The record is from RefSeq and is a predicted model, not a curated record. Lineage: Eukaryota; Metazoa; Chordata; Mammalia; Carnivora; Hyaenidae.